UGUUACCUUUGAUUCCUUCAAAAAAAAAAAAAAGUGUUCCCUUUGAGACUAUGGAGGAAAUCAACAGCACAGCUAUGAACGUAUCAUCAAGCAGCAGCUGGUUAUCGGAUUUGGAAAUGGACGAAUACAAUUUAUUUGCUAAGGAAUGCAACCUGAAUUUCCUUGAUACUAGUGUGGAAGAUUUUCUUUCACAUGACAUAACUAUUAAUGUCUUCCAAGAACAAAAUAAACAACAAUGUUUAACUUCAGGGUCCACUUCCACAACUACUCUCAGCAACACAUUUAGUGAUGAAACAAAGUUGGAUUGUUUUGACUUCAAUAUUGAUAAGACUAUUAUGGAGAUGAAAACAAUUGAUCAUAGUGACAAAAUCAAUGAAACCUUUACCCAAAAACGUUCUUCAUCUUUUCAAGUUCAAAUUCCAUCUUUUGACAGCCCCCCAAAUUCACCUACUACUAGUUCCCAACAAUACCCUACCUUAAAUUCAAUACAAAAUGAAAGAGUUUCAGUGUCUCCAACCGAAUUGGAAAAUAAGAAUCAUUCAACAAAAACCUCAAAAACCUCAAAAACCAAAAGGUCUCGUGCUAAUAAUGGUGAGGAUCAUAUCAUGGCAGAGAGAAAGCGAAGAGAGAAACUCACCCAAAGCUUCAUUGCUCUUGCAGCUCUUGUUCCCAACCUUAAAAAGAUGGACAAAUUUUCUGUAUUAGUUGACACUAUCAAAUACAUGAAAGAGCUUAAAAAGCGUUUGGAAGUUUUAGAAGAACAAAACAAGAGAAUAAAAACAGAAUCACAUGUGAUUCUGACCAAACCAGACCUUUGCAGCGAAGAUGAUUCCUCAUCAUUUGAUGAGCACAAUGAAAGUGUUGUUGGUUCAAUAUUUCAAGUGGAAGCAAAAGUGUUAGGGAAAUAUAUGUUGAUUCGGAUCCAAUGUAAAGAAUACAAGGGGCUUUUAGUGAAAAUUAUGGUCGAGAUCCAAAGAUUUCAACUAUGUAUUGUCAACAGUAGUGUUUUACCCUUUGGAGAUUCUAUCUUCGAUAUUACUAUCAUUGCUCAGUUGGGUGAAGGCUACAACUUGAGCAUAAAGGAACUUGUGAAGAACAUACGCAAAGAAGCAUUGAAGUUUAUGUCAUCACGAUAACAUGAGCACGAGCACGAGCACGAGUGUUGUUAGUUGUCGGCAAACAAAAUUCGUUAAAUCGUAUCUUUGUUCCUAUUAGAAGAUGUAAACCUCUGUUUCUUUUUUAAUUCUUAAUUACGAUAAUACUAAUAUAUAUUAAACAAAUAACAAUAAUCUUAUUAUUAUCGGUUUUUUUUUUUGUAAUAAUUAGUGUAUCCAUCUGUGCGAUGAACAGGAUAAAAUUAUGUUUAGGAUGAUUCUUUUUAGUUUAUUAUUUUAGAAAUGAAGUGAAAUUAAAAA
Molecule: messenger RNA, 1415 nt
Organism: Medicago truncatula (barrel medic)
Lineage: Eukaryota; Viridiplantae; Streptophyta; Magnoliopsida; Fabales; Fabaceae
Product: transcription factor bHLH18
Exons: 4
Coding region: 51-1136 (361 amino acids)
Molecular function (GO): protein dimerization activity
Source: RefSeq, a predicted model, not a curated record